This is a messenger RNA of Racocetra persica, 274 nucleotides long. The record is from the annotation of a GenBank genome assembly. NCBI's taxonomy places the organism in Eukaryota, Fungi, Glomeromycota, Glomeromycetes, Diversisporales, Gigasporaceae.
ACCUGCGACAGACGUUUUUGAGACAAACGAUUACUUUAUCAUUCAUUGUGAUUUGCCCGGCGUUCCUAGGGAAGAUAUUUCAAUCGACCUCCGUGAUCAUGAACUUAUCAUCCAAGGCGAAUCUAAGCGCGCUGCUACUUAUGAAAGUGCGACGUCUCGUGUUCGCGAGCGUAACCUAGGUCGCUUUCGAAAACACGUUUAUUUGCCACGAGAUCUUACCAUCGAACAAAAUGAUAUCGAAGCAAAAUAUGAGAAUGGAUUACUCGAAACAAAG